This is a messenger RNA of Hyaena hyaena (striped hyena), 4183 nucleotides long. RefSeq names its product KIAA0513 ortholog. The transcript has 13 exons. The coding region runs from base 322 to 1557 and encodes 411 amino acids. NCBI's taxonomy places the organism in Eukaryota, Metazoa, Chordata, Mammalia, Carnivora, Hyaenidae. The record is from RefSeq and is a predicted model, not a curated record.
GGCGGGCUGACUGACAGCUCCCGCGGCUGUCGCCUCGGAAGGACCCGGCUCCCAGGCCGGCGCAGUGGCCGCAGCGCGGAGCCCGGAGGCGCCCGCCCGCUCCCCGGUCCGACCGGUCGGCCGGCGCCCGCCGCGGUGAGAGAGGCUCCCGCCAGCGCCUGCGUCGGGGAGGACGCGACAGUGGUCCGGGCGGCGCGGGGCUCUCCGAGGGCCGGCGGAUGCCUUAGCGGCCCCGGCGGCGCCUGUGCCUGGCCUCCCGCUCCCGCUGACACACCUGGGAACGCGGCCCUGCGGCCUCGCGCCCGGAAGCCCCGACAAACCAUGGAGGCCCCGGAGGUGCCCGUGGGCGCGCUGAUCGACCUGGGGAGCCAGCCGCCCGCGUCCCCACCCCGGCAGGCGCUGCCUCCGCAGCUGCAGGAUGGGGACAGCUCGCAGGGCGACGCGGCUUCGGAGAGCGAGACCACCGAGUCCGCCGACAGCGAGAACGACAUGGGCGAGUCGCCCUCACACCCGUCCUGGGACCAGUACCGCCGCUCCUCCUCCAACGAGUCCUUCUCCUCCAACCAGAGCACCGAGUCGGCCAAGGACGAGGAGACGCUGGAGCUCCGGGAGUUCAUGCGCAGCUACGUGGACAAGAUCUUCUCCGGAGGGGAGGACUUGGACCGGGAGGAGAAAGCCAAGUUCGGAGAGUACUGCAGCAGCGAGAACGGAAAAGGCCGGGAGUGGUUUGCCCGAUACGUGAGCGCCCAGCGCUGCAAUUCCAAGUGCGUGUCAGAGGCGACCUUCUACCGCCUGGUGCAGUCGUUUGCCGUGGUCCUGUUCGAGUGUCAUCAGAUGGACGACUUCGGGCCUGCCAAGAACCUCAUGACCAUGUGCUUCACCUACUACCACAUCGGCAAGCCGCAGCUGCUGACCCCCGAGUCCAAGGAGAAACCCGCGGGGAGCAUCGACUCCUACCUCAAGUCAGCCAACAGCUGGCUGGCGGAGAAGAAGGACAUUGCCGAGCGGCUGCUCAAGAACACGUCGGCCAAGACCGAGAAUGUCAAGGGCUUCUUCGGGGGGCUGGAGACCAAGCUGAAGGGGCCCCUGGCCAGGAAACCAGAGGAGGAGGAGAGCAAGCCCAAGGAGAAGCCGCAGAAGACCGUGACCGUGUGCAGCCCAGAGGAAGAGAGGAAGGGGGAGAAGAUCUACCUGUACACACACCUGAAGCAGCAGCCCAUCUGGCACACACUGAGGUUCUGGAAUGCGGCUUUCUUCGACGCUGUCCACUGCGAGAGGAGAAAACGGUCUCCCACCACCAGAAGGGAUGCUGGAGAGGAGGAGGAGAAGAGGGAGAAGUGGUGCCACAUGACCCAGGAGGAGAGAGACGACAGCCUGCGCUUCAACGAGAACAUCACCUUCGGGCAACUGGGCACAUUCACCCACAACAUGCUGGCGUUCGGGCUGAACCAGAAGCUGUGCAGCGACUUCCUGAAGAAGCAGGCGGUGAUUGGCAGCCUGGACGAGGAGCAGUACAAGCUGCUGAGCGACCACAUUGAGCAGAUGGCCGCCGAGUAGAGGCCGCGGGAGGUGGCCCGAGGCCCCCCAGGAGGACUGAGGGUCCACACCACUGUCCUGGGCCAGCGACGCCCGUCACCCCACCCAAUGACCCUGCAUGACGUCGGCGGCACCCAGAGCCGCCCCACGCUGCCUGAGAACUAGCGGUUAGAAGAAUCUGGUCGCCCAACCUCCCCAGCUCCCCUCUGCCUUGUCUGCUCCCCCAUCCACGUGCCAAAGUGUCCCUGGGAUUACGUGGCCAAAACCAAGUUGACUGUGCCCACUCCUGAGUGUCAGGCCUGUGACACAGGACCGAGUGGAGGAGCAGGAGGGAGAGGGGGUGGGGUGCACGUGCGAAUGCCGAGAAGGGCGCCGUGAGCUGGCAGGGGACCCCGGGCUGUCGGGGGCCGAGGGGCCAGGCCAUGGGGGUCCGUGGCUGCUGCUGGUCUCUGUCCGGUCCCCGCCACGUGACAGGAACCGGAGUCACAGGAAGGCCCGGGAGGAAAGAGACACUUCCUGGUUUAGGGACGGAGACAGACGGGUGGGUGUGAGGACCUUCUUCCCGGGACGCGGAGGCGCGGGCGGGGCUGAGUCAUAUCAGCACCCCGGCGUCUGCGGCGGUGCCUGCUCGGCUGACAGCUUCCCUCUGGGACACAGAGGCCGCUGCCGGCCGCUCCCCGGUGGGAGCGCGGACUGUGUGUGUCCCGCCAGGAGGCACAGAGAAGAGAAGUUGCUUUGGUGGCUACAGGACAGCCACGCUUUCCGUGGAAGCAGAGAUGACGGGGAAAUCUGUGUUGGUGUUGCAGACGUGGUGGCACUUGUGAGGCUCGUUAGCGGGGCUGUGGGACGGCGCCUCGGCCUCCCCUGCCCAUGCAGGUGGACCUCGUUCCCGCAGCCGCCCCCUCGUCUCCCACGUGGUGCCCGGGAACCGUGGCCCUUCCCUGUGGGCUCAGACUGGGCGCCGUGGACCAGCCGAGAGGACUGACCCCUGAAGACAGGCCUCCACCACGCGGCCCCCGGGUGUGCCCGUUUCCAUCAGUGCGGGUCCCUCUGCGUCCGCCAGUUGCUCUCGGGCACUGACCUUGGGGUGGGCCCGGCGGGCUCUCCCCUCCCCCAUCCUCCCCUCCCGUGUCCCUUCUCUGCCUCCCCACCUCGCGGUCGUCACCUCACCGUGUCCUCUCGAGUAUAACAAAUACAUGCCUGGUAGUCACCCGCCCAGCCAGUGCCGGGACGCUUUCCCUCGCGGGGCGCCUCCCUGGAACGUUCCAGAGACAGCACGUGCCAACCGAGCGGCAGCACCCACAUCUAGGCGAUGGCGGGAGAGGUGGCGGGAGCUUGUGGUCUGUGUGCGACGCUGCCGGCCAGACACCGCCCCGAGGCUCAGUCCGUUCUUAUGAUGGCUCCGUGCGUGUGUGUGUGUGUGUGUGUGCGUGUGUGUGACACCAGCCUGUCUGGCAGUGUCACCAGACAAAGCACAGCCCUGUUGCUGGGCAGGUCACUCAGACUGGAGGCCCCCCGCCCCCCAGCCAGCAUUGGACCCCAGGGACGGCACCUCCACCCAACGCAUUUUGAGAAAUAAGGUCAUACGAAUGGGUACGUGGGCCCCUCCUCCGACACCUGCUUCAGAUGCACCCCCUCCUACAAGUGCCCCACCGCACGCCCGGAUGUGCUCCGCGCUCCCCUCCCCCUGUGCUGUGCUCCCCUCCCCCUCUGUAGGAUCCGGGCGGCACAGAGGGGUCUGUCCCAGGCCCCUGCACGGCUCUCCCUGCACGGCCGUGUCAUUGGCUUUAUUAGUCAUCUCUUAGUAGUUGAAAUGCGUUCCUUUAUCCUAAGAUGCACAGAAGACUUACCGUUGUGUAUAUAAGAGUUUUGUAUAGAAGUUCGGAACGGUUUCUGGAGGGAGAGGAGUGGGUUCUGAGACUUCUCCAGCGUUCCGGGGGCACGCGGCGGCCCUUUCCUGCCGGGGUGGGGGCGGGCCAGGCGGCUGCUGCAGGGAAAUGCAGCUGUGACUUCUUUGGGCUUUUCCAAGCACUUUAACUUCACAAGUGAUCCUGAGACCCUCCCCCGCCCCCCACCCCCCAUAGGCCUCUUGAAAUAGCCGCAAAGGCUGCUGGGUGCCCCCCACUCCCGUCCCUAUGGUCCUGACCCCGGCAGUGGCUCAGAUGCUCCCAGAGACCUGGGCCUCCUCAGAGGGCUUGAUGCCGUCAGCUGGUGGUAGACUCGCUCCCUCCGGUGCCUCUCGCCAGCGGCACCUAGGAAGCAGCUCACCCCAGGCGUUUUCCUCUGUCCCUGCAAUGCCGUCUCUUCCCUCCGGGGCCCGGCCACAGCAAACCACGGGGGACGCUCUUGCACGUCCCAGCAAGCAGCGAGUACACGGGGGCGCUUUUCCCCGCCAGCUCUUCCUGUAAACUCGGGAACCGUCGACUCCAUGCAGGAAGCAUCAGAUCAUAUGCGACAAGAGACUUGCCCGUCCCGGCGGGUGCGGUGUUCAAAGCCAGGGGCUCCGAAGGCCCAGUGGCGUUUCUGAUUCCCGCUGUCUGUCCUCAGGGACGCGGGGAGGUGGGCGUGUGAGGCGCCCUCAGCCGGACGCCUGUCUGCUCAAAUAGGAAAGUUCCCUGCUUGGAAAUUGGGACAAUGUUGAGAUGCA